This is a messenger RNA of Athene cunicularia (burrowing owl), 543 nucleotides long. Its product is annotated as activating signal cointegrator 1 complex subunit 2-like. The transcript is spliced from 2 exons. The coding region runs from base 172 to 513 and encodes 113 amino acids. NCBI's taxonomy places the organism in Eukaryota, Metazoa, Chordata, Aves, Strigiformes, Strigidae. The record is from RefSeq and is a predicted model, not a curated record.
CUCUGAGGGUCACUAAUGCUCUGUUGCCAUGGAUAUACUGAAAAUAGUGAUGUUGAUGGUGUUGCUGGCAGAGGUAGGGUGUGGGAAGAAGUCUCAGUUUUUCUGCCAGAUUUUGUAUUUAGAGUCAAUGACAACCAACGCUGCUGGCUCAGCUGGAAGAGAUAAUGAACAAUGACUCUGUUCCAUGGUCCAACAGAAUCACCUCCUGCUCUAGCCUUUUGCAUGAUUCUGAUGAGUUUGCUGACCUCUCCUUCCUUCCCAUGGCAGGACCAUUUUGUGCAGGAUCCAGCUGUGCUGCGGGAGAGAGCUGAAGCCAGGCGGCUGGCCUACCUUGCGAGGAAGGGGCACAAGCAUGACAACUCUGCUGUUGUUGGGAAUGUGAAGGGACACGGGCAGAACCGGGAAACAGUGCAGGAACGAAGGAAGAAGGAAGCAAACAAAAGCACAAGAGCUAACCAUAAUCGACGAGUCAUGGCUGACAGAAAGCGGAAUAAAGGCAUGAUUCCUUCCUGAAAGACGCUUAGUGCAGGCGUUGCAUCAUCC